GUUCUUCAGAUUUAAAGCCACUUUUAGCUCCACUUGAGACCACGUGUAAGGUUUCACCCCCACCCGGUGAUUGACAGCUACGCCGUCUAAUGAGAGGCGGAAUUCUCCACUGGUCAAUGUUGCAGUGGACCAAUCAGAAGCCGGAAGAGGUGGAGCUGGCCCACGUGGGCGUGUCUUCAGCAGCUCGAGCCACUUUAGAAAAGUUUUGGAAAAGUGUGGCGGUGAUUCCCCACCAAAGCUCCUCGUCCUGGUCCCAGUCCCGGUCCCGGUCUCGGUUCCGGCCUUGGUCCGGUUCCUAGGUUCGUCAUGCAGAAUCGCCAUGUCGUGCGCCUUCUGCUCCUCGCGCUGCUCCUCGUCGAAGUCGCCGCCCAGUCUGACGUGGACGCGGAUGAGGUGGUUCCGAUGCUGCUGCCCCUCCACCAACCUGCUGACCCGGACCACCUGAUGGUGUCGCUGCCAGCGUUCGGAAGGGAACUCCGGCUGAACGUGACCCGGGACGGCGGCCUGGUGUCGGCCCCCCUGCUGGUGGAGGACAGGCGAGGGGGGCGGAGUCCGGCGCUCAGCCGACUGGACCGGGACCAGCUCUGCCUUUACUCCGGUUCCGUGCAAGACCACCCUGAAUCUCUGGUGUCACUCAGCACCUGUGGAGGCCUGACAGGUCUGAUCCACAUGGGGGAGGACGUUCUCUUCAUCCGUCCUCUGGGGGUCCGUAAGGGUCCAUCGGAGUCUUUCUCGGGUCUCAAACACCAGCUGAUGCGACGGCGCCGCUCGGCCCAGGAUGCUCAGAGGUCCGAACGCUGCGGCACAGCCCCGGGGAAGAGGAGGUCAAAGGGUGGCCAGGAAGGUCGUGGGAAGAGGAACAUCAUCAGGCUGCAGGAAGCGUACACCGUAGAGACGCUGGUGGUGGCCGACGCCGACAUGGUCCGCUACCACGGCGCCGAGGCCGCCCAGAGGUUCCUGUUGACCGUCAUGAACAUGGUGUACAACAUGUUCCAGCACCAGAGUCUGGGUGUCAGGAUCAACAUCCGGGUCACCAAGCUCGUUCUGCUUCACAGCCGCCCCGAGAAGCUGAAGGUGGGCCACCAUGGAGAGCGUUCCCUGGAGAGCUUCUGCCACUGGCAGCAUCAGGAGUUUGGAGGUCCACGCUACCUGGGAACCAACCACCUUCCGGCUGAUGACGUCCCCCCUGUGGACACGGCAGUGCUGGUCACCAGGACAGACUUCUGCGUCCACAAGGAGGAGCCGUGCGACACUGUGGGUAUCGCCUACCUGGGCGGAGCUUGCAGCGCCAAGAGGAAGUGUGUGUUGGCCGAGGACAACGGACUCAACCUGGCCUUCACCAUCGCUCACGAGCUGGGACACAACAUGGGGAUGAGCCACGAUGAUGACCACGCCCCUUGCACCGGCCACGCCUACAUCAUGUCUGGCGAAUGGGUGAAGGGGAGGAACCCCAGCGACCUCUCGUGGUCGUCCUGCAGCCGCGAUGACCUGGAGACCUUCCUCAGGUCCAAAUCUAGCGCAUGUCUGCUGCACACGGACCCCAGGGGGCGCUACCAGGUCCGCCUGCCCCCCAAGCUUCCCGGGAUGCACUACAGUGUGGACGAACAGUGCCAGAUCCUCUUUGGAACCAACGCCACCUUCUGCUCCGACAUGGAGCAUCUGAUGUGCGCUGGCCUGUGGUGUCUGGUGGAGGGGGACACGUCCUGUAAGACUAAACUGGACCCUCCCUUGGACGGAACUGAGUGUGGACCUGACAAGUGGUGCAGGGCGGGGGAGUGUGUGAGUAAGACCCCCAUCCCUCAGCACGUGGAUGGCGACUGGAGUCCAUGGAGCCAGUGGAGCAUGUGCAGUCGGACCUGUGCUACCGGAGUCCGCUUCAGACAGAGGAAGUGUGACAACCCUCCGCCGGGUCCAGGAGGUCAGCCGUGUCAGAAGGCCAGCGUGGAGCACAAAGCCUGUGAGGGUCCUCCCUGCCCCAAGGGGGCACCGAGCUUCAGAGACCUGCAGUGUUUGUCGUAUGACCGCCAUGCUAGCAAAAAGAAGAGCGCCAUGCUGACGGCCAUCAUCAACGAUGAGAAGCCGUGCAUGUUGUUCUGCAGUCCAGUGGGCCGGGAUGUUCCCAUUCUGAUGAGCGACAGAGUGAUGGACGGGACGGCGUGCGGACCCUACGAGGCCGACCUGUGUGUCAAUGGCAGGUGUCAGAAAAUCGGCUGUGACGGCAUCAUCGGGUCUUUGGCCAAAGAGGACCGCUGCGGCGUUUGUAACGGCGAUGGACGCUCGUGCACCAUCGUGAGAGGAGACUUCAACCAUACACAAGGAAUGGGCUACGUGGAGGCGGUGAUUAUACCUGCUGGAGCACGAAGGAUCAAAGUUGUGGAGGACAAACCUUCCCACAGCUUUCUGGCCCUGAGGGACGCCAGCAAGAAGUCCAUCAACAGCGACUGGAAGAUUGAACUCCCAGGAGAGUUUGAGCUGGCCGGGACCACCGUGCGCUACGUCAGGAGGGGAUUGUGGGAGAAGAUGUCCGCCAAGGGACCCACCAACACCCCCCUCCACCUCAUGGUGCUGCUCUUCCAUGACCACAGUUAUGGAAUUCACUAUGAGUACACAGUGUCCCUGAACACAUCACAGGAUAAGAGCAGUGAGGACAACAAGGAACCAGAACAUCUUUACAUCUGGACACACAGCAGCUGGAACGCCUGUACAGUGCACUGUGGAGGAGGGGAGAGGAGGACGGUGGUGUCCUGCAUGAGGAUGGCUAACAAGUCCAUGGAGGUGGUCAAUGAUUCCUACUGUCAGCCUGAGAACCGACCUCCGCCUCAAGUCAGAACCUGCAACUCUCAGCCCUGCCAGUACAGGUGGGUGGCGGGUGAGUGGGGGUCCUGCUCCGUCACGUGUGGUACGGGCAUCCAGCACCGUGAGGUUCUUUGUGUGCACCAGCAGCAGAACGGUUCUCUGACCCGGACCGCCGAGGUCCACUGCCAAGGGGGGCGUCCGCCCCUCCUGCAGGGCUGCGAGGGCCGCCUCUGCCUCAGCGUGUGGGAGGCGUCCGAGUGGUCUCAGUGCUCGUCAGGAUGCGGACCGGGCGUACGCACACGCACCGUGACGUGUACCAACCCGAGGGGCCGCUGCGACCCCCUGUCCCAGCCCACCCAGGAGGAGGCCUGUGAGGACCACUCCAAGUGCUACGAGUGGAAGACUGGCGACUGGUCCAAGUGCUCGUCCAGCUGUGGGAGGGGCCUGCAGUCCCGGGUGGUCCAGUGUAUGCACAAAGUGACGGGUCGCCAUGGUAACGAAUGCCCCGUGCCGCUGAGGCCGCCCACCUACCGACCGUGUGACCAGGGAGCCUGCAAGCAGAAGAUCAACGUCAACACCAUCACCUCCCCCCGCCUGGCUGCCCUCACCUACAAGUGCACGGGCGACCAGUGGACGGUUUACUGCCGCGUGAUCCGCGAGAAGAACCUGUGCCAAGACAUGCGCUGGUACCAACGCUGCUGCCAGACCUGCAGAGACUUUUACGCCAACAAGACCUCCUCCUGACCCGAGCUCCGCCCUCCCCCAUCACGGGCCACACCUCUCUUCCUCUGUAUUCACUACGGCAAACAGGAAGUGAGCGCCAACGCUUCCCGGCUUUGAUGAAGACUUGAAAAUGUCCAGUAGAUGUUUUGCUGGACACCAAAAAAAGCCAAAGCAGGUGGCGCCGUUGCACACGUUUGAAAGAAGCGUUCAUUAUCGUUGUUGUACUGUAUGCUAGCGCUAACAUUUAUGUCACCAGUGAAAUUAGCUGGACCCGCUCCUCUACCGUCUGAGUGCAGCACGAGGGCAUGCCCCGGUCGCCAUGGUGACGUGUUAGCACUUAUGCUACGUUCACACCGACGCCGAAUCGAUGGCGGAUUAAAUCGGCGAGCAAAGCGGUGGCAAAGCGUAACAAAGCUUAAUGAAAGCGUAAAGACCGUAAUACAGCGUAAGAAAGGUUUGAGCAAUUCGGGACAUUCGGCAAGGGCGCCAAAAAUGUUUUAACUGUUUAAAAAUGUGAGGCAAUCUGUCACGAAUUGCGUAAAGCGGGGAGAGCGUAUUGGAGCGUAUUGGAGCGUAUUGGAGCGUAUUGGAGCGUGUUAGAGCGUAUUGGAGCGUGUUGGAGCGUAUUGGAGCGUAUUGGAGCGUAUCCAAGCGUAUUAGAGCGUAUUAAAGCUUAUCCAAGCGUCACAAAGCUUAUCAAAGUUUUUCUCAAAGCGUAGGAAAGCUUAACAGAGCUUGGUUCAAAGGUCAAUGGAUCUGCUGCAUCUUUAUUAUUCUCUGGACAGAGGCGGGAUGCAGUCGGGAUCUCGACAUUUUCCAUUGCGUAACAGAGCUUAUCAGAGCAUAAACAUAUCUGAGGAGAUGGUGAGAUUUUUGGAAAAAUGACGCCGAAUUUGUCGGCGAUUCAGAGCGCGACAUUCGGCGUCGGUGUGAACGUAGCAUUAGCCAACCCAAGCUGUUAAACGUAGCCAGCUGGACAGGAAGCUGGUGGGAACGCCACCCGGUGGGCACAUGCUGUCUGGCGAGUAUGCACUUUGUUCCUUUUCAAAACAGGAAGUGUGCCAGAAUGAAGCUGCACGUCACGUCACACCAGGCGUGCUUCCUAGUACAGCGGCCAUCUUGCUUCUCUCUUUGGCACAUCCAAUGAAAAGGCAGCAUGGCCUUUACUAAAGGUCAUUUCACUUCGAUGG
Doryrhamphus excisus (bluestripe pipefish) is the source of this 4709-nucleotide messenger RNA. It is a transcript of the gene adamts17, whose product is annotated as ADAM metallopeptidase with thrombospondin type 1 motif, 17. Gene Ontology annotation, biological process: proteolysis; extracellular matrix organization. Gene Ontology annotation, molecular function: metalloendopeptidase activity. Gene Ontology annotation, cellular component: extracellular matrix. The record is from RefSeq and is a predicted model, not a curated record. Lineage: Eukaryota; Metazoa; Chordata; Actinopteri; Syngnathiformes; Syngnathidae.